CGACUCAAGAGACAUCGCACUUGGCUGACCAGUUGUUGCUCUCGUCUUGCCUGACUCUUAGGAACAUGUGAAAGCCAUGCUGGCCACCGAUUUUGCCAGUUUUGGUAAAGGUGACCGCUUCCAUCGUGUCGCCGAGCCAUUUCUGGGAGACGGCAUCUUCUCAACCGAUGGCAAACUUUGGCAUGACAGUCGCAAUCUCAUUCGCCCUUUCUUCGUCAACGAACGUGUCAGGGAUCUUGAAAUAUUUGAGCGUGGCGUGCAAAAGCUCCUGACCAAACUCCCAGAGGCUGGCCAGACCGUCGAGAUCAUGGAUCUCAUCAACCGGAUGACAUUUGACGAGAUUACCGACUUUUUGCUUGGGGCCAGCGCAAACAGUCUCGACGACCCGUCAAACGUGUUCAUGCAGGCGUUCGACACUGUGCAACGAGAACAGAUGCAGAUCUUCAUGAUGUCCCCGCUAGACUUCUUGAAGUCAAAGAAGUUGUAUCAUAGCUGUGUCAAAACGAUCAACACCUUUCUGGAGCCCUACAUCCAGCAGACGCUGUCUCUUCCCACGGAGCAGCUCGAGAAACUGACAAAAUCGGAUCGUGACUUCACCUUCCUCCACGGACUGGCCACGUUCACCCGCGACCCAAAGGUCAUCCGGGACCAGCUCAUCGCCAUCCUCCUCGCCGGUCGCGACACCACCGCGGCCACAAUCUCUUGGUGCCUCUACGAGCUGUCUGCGCAUCCAGAUAAAUACACACGGCUGCGCCAGGAAGUCAUCGACGUGGUUGGGCGGCACGAAGCACCAACGUACCAGACCCUGAAGGACAUGAAGUACCUGCGGUACACGAUCCAAGAGAUUCUCCGUCUGUAUCCGGCCGUACCCGUCAACGUCAAGAUGGCGCUCAAGGACACGACGCUGCCGGCGACGCCCAACUCUGGCCCGAUCGGAGUCUGCAAGGGCGACUCGAUCGCCUGGGGCCCCAUGAACAUACAGCUGCGCGAGGACUUGUAUCCUCCCACCACGGCCGAGUUCGCGGCCCCGCACGUCUUCAGCCCAGAGAGGUGGUACGUCUGGCAGCCGAAGCCGUGGGAGUACGUGCCGUUCAACGGCGGGCCUCGAGUCUGUAUCGGACAGAACUUUGCCAACACCGAGAUCGCGUAUACUUUGGUUCGCUUCCUGCAGAAGUACAGAGCGAUCGAGUUUCGCGGGGACUGGUCUGCCCAGCUACGCACGGCGGAUGUGGUGGCUAGGCCUAGCAUGGGCGUGCCGCUGGUCUUGCACGAAGCCGCGGACGACGAGUAAAACCAGAUUCGGCAAGGUGAAAGGAGCAUGUAACUUUAUACAAGAGUUCUUAGGAGAUCAUCCUUCGGCUCGGGGAUACCCGCAGAAG
Messenger RNA from Microdochium trichocladiopsis, 1379 nucleotides. Its product is annotated as cytochrome P450. Lineage: Eukaryota; Fungi; Ascomycota; Sordariomycetes; Xylariales; Microdochiaceae. Bases 77 to 1291 code for a protein of 404 amino acids. The record is from RefSeq and is a predicted model, not a curated record. The transcript has 5 exons. Gene Ontology annotation, molecular function: iron ion binding; monooxygenase activity; heme binding.